CAUCUAGAAUGGAAGACUUUAAUUACACUGAGAGACUAGAUAUGUGCAGUUAUUCUCCACAGAGCAAAAAAGAUGAGGGAAAAUAUGAGUCAGGUGUUCAAGCUAUGGAGUUCUGACUGGGUUAAAUAGUUUCCACCAGGCAGUGAAAUGUUCAAACUCUGGCAUUCUGACUGGGUUUAGUGGUUUCCAGUUGCACAUCUAUUUAGGGCAAAUUAAUCUGGGGAGAUAAGAAAACGUUUUUUUUGCAUGAAAUUGCUGGAAUAGAAUGCAUUGCCUGAAGUGAUGGAAGAAUUAGAGUCGAUAGUAAUUUUCAAAUUGCACUUAAAAUAUGAUUGCAAAAGGAGAGUAGUGCUUGGCUAUCAAGAGCAUUAGAAUGGGGGGUGUGAUUGAGUAAACACUUUCAAAGACCCAGAGCGUCCUCUUGUGUUGUCUGACGGUGUGAUACUUGUCAGUUUCCUGACAUAGAACUGGCCUUCCGAUGUUUACUGCUGCUACAAAUGGGUCUCCUAGCAACUAUAUUGUUUACAAUCGAUGUCAGGAUGGGAGUGAAGUCAGGCUCGGCCAGUGCGAACGCUGCUUUCGUAAUGUGUCCGCAGUGAACAGGGUCAUUCGGGAAAAGCAGCACAACCCCCCCUGCCCCCCCUGCGAUGGCCCACAAGUACGACACGCUUCUUGCUGGGAAAUCUGAGUUCAGCAAAACACGCUCGGACAAGCCGCCACUUCCCCAACCCUGGUACAAGGAGAGGUUAAAGACUAAGUAUCUCAAAAAGAAUCCUACCGUGUUGUCUGAUGCUUUGAACGGACAUCGAUGGCGUUUCUUGAAAAGUGGACUGGAUGAUUUCCGCGAUGGCUAUCCACCUCAGACACAGGAAGACUUAGCCAUGAUAUACAGUGUGAAGGGUGCUGGGCCUCGUCCCUUUCUCGUGAACGUCACCGAAACUUUCAAACCUGCUCAGCGUGUGUCAAACAGGCUGACUAAAUCACAGAUAUGUUUUUCCAAGUCUCUGCCAUUACAACAGACUAGGAGGGAGCAACUGGAAGAGAUUGAAUAUGGCUUGAGUCAGCAUCCAUUAGCUCUUUAUCCACACCUGGAGGAAGGAAUACCUCCAAAGCUCUUUGAGGUAAUUGUAGGUCUCCUGGAUCCAGAGAUGCUAUUGACUGAGGAUCUUUGUGUAGAAGUACCUGAGGAAAUGAAGCAGACAGUUAUAAAACCAAAAAAGAAGACUCAACACAAAAAAUGUUUAGAAAAUGGUGAAGAACCAAAGCAAAGAAACCCCUAUAAGUGGAUUUUAUUCAAAGGGAAAGAGAAAGAAGACCAGAAAACCAAUCGAAAAUGGGAUAAAAAGAAAGGACAAGAUGAAGAAAUAAAACAAAUAACAAAGGAAUUUUGUGACUGGGUAGCUUCUCUGGGUGGAGAUGACCACAAUAUAGAAGAAUCUACAAUCAUGAGCCUUUUUGCGAGUGACUAUGAAACCAAUCCUGCCCUACCCAUACCUAUCCAAGUAAUGGAGUUGACCAACAUUCCUACUGAGCUAAGGAUGACAGUGGGAACACCUCCGCCACGACCUUCACGUAGACUCCGCAAAACCACUAACUUGGAAUCCACCCAGCCAUAUGGGGAUAAAUAUAUAUAUGGAGCCUGGUAUUUGGACCCAAAGACAUGGACAAAAAGAAGAGCUGAUGAACCUCUGGUUGAUCCCAAUUUUGUGGCUGAGAAAGACAAAGUAAUUUUACCUGAAGGAGCUGGAGAGAAGGAUGAAGAAAUAAGAGGACUUCAAGCAACAAUAUCUUUCAAGAAAUACAUAGAGGCUUUAGGAUGUAGGAAACCAGAGUUCCUGGAGAAAUUAUUUGCUGAAGUUAAUGAAAACAAAUAGAUAAUCAGAAGAACAGCUUGAAACAGAGACCUCAGUAAUGCAGAUUUCAUUCUUCAUGACACAUAGGAUUCAUGCUUAAUUAACAUCUUAUCUCAACGGUAUAAUUUUAUCAAUGUUUAUAUGAGAUUAUGA
Molecule: messenger RNA, 2006 nt
Organism: Chiloscyllium plagiosum (whitespotted bambooshark)
Lineage: Eukaryota; Metazoa; Chordata; Chondrichthyes; Orectolobiformes; Hemiscylliidae
Gene: fam47e
Product: family with sequence similarity 47 member E
Biological process (GO): transcription initiation-coupled chromatin remodeling
Cellular component (GO): chromatin
Source: RefSeq, a predicted model, not a curated record